AUGUAUAAAUAUCAUUAUUCUUAUCUGGGUAGUUUCGAUCAUAUAAGAAGGAAAGGCUUUUUCACUUUAAGGAAUGUAAUCUGGUGUAUACUUGUAUUUCUAGGUGUCACGACAUUGUUUUAUUGGAGCGGGUAUGAUCUGACGCAGAUAGGUGUUGACUCUCAACACCUCAAUCUCGAAAUCAUCUACGACUAUCACUCAGAUACAAAUACAGUUACAAGGCCUCAGACCAGAUGUCACGGUGAAGGUAGGAUCGUAGGUGGGGUACCGGGUUUUUACGUCUUUGAUAAGAUCUGGUAUAAAUCUGGGGAGUUCUAUAUCUUUACGGAUCAACCUGAUCAAAUCACCUUACCACCCUUGACCGCUAUAUCGAGUGGGUCAAACCCUAUACAUAUCAGACCUUCAUCUGAAUCGCCUGUUCAUCAUUCAAGUAAACAACGUAAGCCUCAUAAACAGCGGAACGAGGUCAUGAGAUGUUAUUUGGAUGAGACCAUAUGGAUGAACAUUGGUGUUUCAUCAUUUUCUGCACCUCUUGAUGAUCCAUUGGAUCCAUUGGAUCCUUUGAUAGAGAAAGACGGUCUGAGUCGAAGAUCAAGAAUAGCCAGACGGUUCAAUUGGGAAUUUCACCAUUAUCAUUUCCUUGCUGAAUCGUUAUUAGGAGGAUUAGCAUCUUUGGAUAUCACUCGUCAUGGACACGGACCCGCAUCGAUACUACAAGAAGAGAAGAACUGGUUGGUCGUUCCGUGGGAAGAAGAGUGGAAAGAUCAAUAUGGAUUAAAUGAACCUAUAGUCAGUGGACUGUUCCAUAAUCACUUUGUUGAUAGUCGAAAAUGGAACGAGACCACAUUUGACGGUAACUGGAUAGGCUUUGAGAGAUUGGUCAUAGUCGAUCGGUGGUCUUCGCAAAUGCACAACCCCCAAGCUAUUCAAUGGAAUAAAAUGGCUCUGGAUAUAUUCAAUCUGCUCCCUUCCACUUCCUCAUCUUCGUCAGAAGUCGAUUCUAUAUUCUCACCUUAUCGAGUUAAGUUCCUGAAUUAUAUGGAUAUCCAAAGUCUUCAUCGAUCAAAAGCAAGAACGGCUCUUCAUCAUAUACCCAAGAUCGUGUAUGUGGAUAGACAAUCAUCCUCUCGAACUUUGUUACCGGAUGAUCACGAGGGGCUGUUGGAGGUGUUGGAUCAGUUAACGAAGAAAGGUGUGGCAAGAUGCGUGGUGGGUAAACUGGAGGAGAUGAAUUAUAAGGAUCAGAUCAGGUUGUUCGCUGAUGCCGAUAUUAUUAUCGGUGUACAUGGGAAUGGAUUGACUCAUCAGAUGUGGAUGGCUCCAGGGGGAAUAGUCAUCGAAAUAUUCCCUCCAGGAGUCUUUUUGAGAGAUUAUCAGCUGAUAGCUCAAGUAGUAGGACACGAACAUAUAGCUAUCCUGAAUAGCCGGAUAUACACCAGACAAGAAUGGGAGAACGAACCUGGUAAAUUACUAGCAUCUCAUCCGAACGAAGCGAAUGAUCGGAAUAUCACUUUAAGUCAAGGAUUCAUAGAAGAUCUGUUGUACCUCAAAUUAACGAAUUAUCAAGUUGAUGUUGCAUCAUAG
Molecule: messenger RNA, 1584 nt
Organism: Kwoniella botswanensis
Lineage: Eukaryota; Fungi; Basidiomycota; Tremellomycetes; Tremellales; Cryptococcaceae
Exons: 12
Coding region: 1-1584 (527 amino acids)
Molecular function (GO): glycosyltransferase activity
Source: RefSeq, a predicted model, not a curated record